GAGAGAGCUAGGGGUUUAGCUCAGUGGUGCCGUUGCCUGCCUUGCAAUCUCAAGGUCCUGAGUCCAACUCCCCCACAAAAACCCCCCAGAAUUGCCGCAAAAGAAAAAAGGAGGAGGAGGAGGAGGGGAGGAGGGAAAGGAGGCGAGGGUGGAGGGGAGACCAUUUUGCCUGGAAGAGACAACAACAGGGAGAGAAGUCCGGAAAGGCCCCAGGGGAGUGAGCAGUUGGGAGAGCUGAUUUCAGGGAGAACAGGGGUGCUCAGGAGAAGCCAGAAGCGAGAGCCGAGGAGGCCCUGAGGUACAGGAGCAAAGUGAUAAAGCUGUGGGUGCCCUGCGGGUGGCAUGGGUCUGAGGGGCAGCAGGCUGGAGAGAGGAAGCCAGCAGAGGUCACUGCCUGGGAGCUCUGCCCAGGCUCACAGGCCUGGGGUGGAAGUUCUAGCUGAGCUGCACCCCUCUCCCUUCAUUUAUAGCAGUCUCAGGGCCCGGCUCCUACCCAGCCCCAGCAGGGCUGGCUGUGGUGCACUGCAGGUGUCAGUCAGCCUGCCCGCUCCCCCUCCCCGGGAGAUCGCGUGUCCUCAGGGCAGGGGUGGCUCUUGCCCCGCUCUGUGACUUCUUCCACAGUGGCAUUCAGCCCAGCACUAAGGACUGGCACCGGGGUCACCCAGAUGCGAUGGGCACCUGUAGGGACAUAUUCAACCCACCUCCACGCCCUCUUGGCCCCACGUGGGCACCAUGCCCACCGGGUGGGCAGUGGCAGGGGGGGAAAGUGCGGGGUACUGACGCGGACCGUUGGUCAGCAGUGGGACUGCGGGUAAGUUAUUUCACUGCCUUAGGGCUCCGUUUCCCCACCUGACACAGCAGUACGGAGCCUAGCAGAUGGCAGUGUGUGUUGGAGUGUGUGUCAGGCGGGGCACAGCAGCACAGGCCUGUAAUCCCAGCACUCAGGAGGCUGAAGCAGGAGGAUUGGCACAAGUUGGAGGCCAGGCUAAGAUACAUAGUGAGUUCAAGGCCAGUCUGAACGACAGAGCAAGACCCUGUCUCAAAAAAAGAGGCCAAGAGAAGACAGUGUAGCAGCUGUUCUUUCAGACCUGGAGCCCAGGUGAGGGGGAAGGGGCUGCGCCUCCAUUAACUGGCUGUGUGAUCUCAGCAAGUCCCUGCCUCAGGUUACUCACUGAUGGUACCCACCCUAAAUUAAAUUUAAACAAAUACACUUGGGAAUGAAAAGCCAGUGUAAGAAACUCUGGGUGUUGGCUCUUGUGUUGGGUAGGUGGAAGAGAGAGGCAGGGGAGGGGAGGAUUUGGCUGGAGAAUGCACACUCAGACCCGGAAAAGGGCUGAGCAGAGGGCGAGAGAAGAGACGGGAAGAGGAGGCCAUGGUACACGUCGUGGAGAGAGAUGAACGGGCUCUGGGCCCUUGGAGCCACUGUGGGUGACGGCAGACUCUACAGCGCCGGGAGGCAGCUGGCUUCCUUUUUUGUGACCCAGAAUGCUAUGUAAGCAGAGGCCGUCUGGCUUGAUCCCAGAGUUGCUGGAAAUCUCCAAAAAGUGCUUUUCUCUCCAUCUGCCUGUUUUAUGUCUCCCCAGCUGGAAAGUAACAUGGGGUUACACAAAUAUUCUACCACUCCUCAACUCAAGGAAACCGAAUGGCUCAGAAGAGGAUGUGGAGGAGGCACUGGCCCUGGGGGAGGUGGGCGAGACAGCCCGGCGGUACCAGGUAACGGGCCGUUGGAGGAGAGAGGGGAGCCUCACCUCGCACCUCAGGCCUCUGGACAGCAGCUCAUUCUUUUGUUUUUUGUGUGUGUUGUUUUUUUUGGUACCGUGAUCGAACUUGGGACCUUAUGCUUGCCAAGCAGGCGGCGGAACCACUGAGCUAAAUCCCCCCGCACCCCGCAGCUUAUUCUUUUAAAAGCAAACUUCUUCUUUCUCACUGUAUGAAAACUGCAUAUUCUUUAAAGAACAGAAGGAGAAAAUAUAGGCAAGCAAAAAGAAGGCAGCAAUCCUGUCCCGCCGUCUGAUGUGUAUUCACACUUGCAGACACUUCCCUGAGUGUGCACAUGGACGUGAACAGCGGCAUCCUUUACACUCUUUGUAACCUACCCUUCCCCUGCAGUUCAUCACGGCCACCUUUCCUUGUGCCCAAUGUACUGCUGCCGCAUCUUUUAAAUGAUUUCACAAUUAGAUAACGAUGGCAAUAAUCUGUACGAUGCUCCACAGCUUACAGAGCAAUCGGGAUCCAUUAUCUUAUUUCAGGCUUUGUCCUUCCUGCACGAGGUCCCUCCCUUAGGAGCUUCUGGUUCUCGAAGAGGCCACCCUGCCUGCCUGGGCUCCACCCUGGCCCCACAGUCAUGGCGCUACUCCUGGGACCGAGGUUUGGGGAGAGGAGGCCACCCCCAGCUCACUUCCUGUGUGACCCAGCGUGACUUCUGCCCUUUCUGCCUCACUUUCUUCCCAGCCUCAGCUGUUCUUCCUGCCUUCCGCUCUGGUCUUCGAGGGGUUCCUUUCCUUCCGCCUUUCCCUCCCUGCACUGUCCGCCUCCUUCCCGUGUGGUUCUUGCGAGGACGUGCCAGAUACCACCCACGAGGUGGGCUGCGUGGCCCUGUGCUCCCUUCGUCCCCGGAAAUGACUGAGCCCUCUCACUGCCGUGCUCACAAGUGGGGAGUGUUGGGGGCCAAAGGCACACAGAUCAAAGGGGACGGGGUGGGCCAGAGCCCGGGUCCUCACUGCCUUAUGUGCCUAUCUCUCUCCACACCCCGUCCUCUCUCCCUCUCUGGCUCUCCCAUCCCUCUGACAGCUGGAGAGUGGCUUGUGUAUGAGAGAGCAGGGAGAAGGGAGGGAAGGAACAGCCUGGCCCAGAACUGUCGCGACUCCUGCCGUGCUGGGACUUUAGUCCCUUUGCCCCAUCUGUCCUGCUCCUCCUCUGUGGUGGGAAUGAGGAAGAUGAAGGAAGAUGCUCCUCAGAGCCAGGGCCCAGACUGUUCAGAUGUCCUGCCUCCCCUGCCUCCCAGGCACACUGAGGGCAGGCGAGGCCAGGGCUGGGAUUCCCUCUUAGUCGGCCGAGUUCCCUCUCAGGGCUGGGCCUCCUGGCUCCAGAGCGGACACAUACCACAGAGCUGGGGCUCCAGACCUUCGGCAACAGCCAGCUCUCUCCUGGAGUGUCCCAACCCUCUGGGAAUGCUAGCCCCCUGGCACCAUGGACCUCAACAGCAAGAUCAUGAAAAUUCUUCAUCUGGGGACCCUUUGUGAGAUUUGCUCCUGGCAAGAUCUAAUGGAGGAGAGAACUUGGUCUCAGCAGGCUCACCGAGGACCCUCUGCUUGAGCCUGCCCUCAGACUCGCCGUGUAACUUCUGCUCUGACUGCAUAUCGCGGCUCACCGAGGAUCCGCUGCCCUCACAGGACUUUGAUGCUCACUAAGGCUCUGCCUUGGGCUCCUUCAAGUCCUUGGUCUAAAUCCAUCCCCAGCCCCACCUGCCUGUUUUCCUGGUACAAUGCACUGUCAAAGCCACUUCCUCCACCCUCUUCAGAGGGGGACAGUGCCACCCUCAUGGUCACUUAAUUGUGACCUGAGUGGCCCAAUUUCAUGGCAGACACCCCAGAGCUGCCUUGGGUCGGCAUGUCUCUGAGUCCUGGGUAAUGCUGAGGAGCACCAGCAUUCAUCCUGGCAGCUUCAAAGGGAUGGAAGGGACCCAGGCAGAAGACCCUUGGGGGUUGUGUAUUGGAGCUCUGGCUGGAAGGAGGAAGACUUUGCUAUGGGGGGUGGUCGUGGGCCGACAUCUGUCUUGUCCUUAGCCUCUGACAGAAAGUUGGAGAAGGCAGACCACUCACAGGCAGGGCUUCCACAGUGUGUUGGCACUGGGCUGGGGAAAAGCUCACAGUUUCUCCUCCAGAGAGGGUUGCCGGGUAUCUACGACCUGGUGCCUGCCACCCCAGCUCCCUAAGAGGAUCCUAUCCCGUUCCCCUGCCCCUACAAAGACACAUCAGUUGUCCCCAAGCUUGGCAGGAGUGGACAGGAGACCUACAGCCCCCAGCACCCUCUGCCUAGAUGGUGAGGCCGCCAGUGACCACAAAGACAGCUCCAAGGAGAUGGCUGCUGGACAUGCUGUUCUCCUAGCUCAUCUGUCUACUCCGCCCUUCGCCCUGCAGCCAGCUGGAGGUUACUGAAUUAUUAAUGUUCGAGUUCUGUCUGGAUCUGGGAGAGGAGGAGCCAGGAGGGUGCUUCUGGACUCUCAGUCACUGCGUUUCCCCUUCCUCUUCUGUGGGAGGUGCCCAUUCCUCCUUCCCAGGCCACCUCCUGUCUGCCUCCAGCUGUCCCUGAGCGAGAACACUCGGGUCUCCCCUCCCCACAGCUUCCCAGGAUAUGGGGAGGUCUCUUCUGACGUCCAACGUCCAACUCGCUUGGUAUCUUGGUAAAUCCACUUCUUUCUGGGACACAAAUGCAACAAUUUGUCUACGACCUUCC
This is a messenger RNA of Heterocephalus glaber (naked mole-rat), 4455 nucleotides long. NCBI's taxonomy places the organism in Eukaryota, Metazoa, Chordata, Mammalia, Rodentia, Bathyergidae. The record is from RefSeq and is a predicted model, not a curated record.